UGCCUCUUGAAAUUUCUCUACGAAAGUCAACUCAAAUCGCCUUCCUUUCUCCCUUCCGCAUACACCAUACCACUAAUUAAAUUCACAACACCUCUUCUCCUCAAUUCCUGUUCCUCCCCUCGCUCCUCCAUCCACCCCUGCAAUGGUAUGGUCAUCCACAGAGACUAGCACAUUGGCCCUCGCUGGGCACACCAACAUCAGCAGACAUGCUGGCAUCAGUGCUACUGUCAGCGGCGCAAUGAACGGGCCGCGACACGCUGUGGACAGCUCGAGAGCGGCAGUUGUUAGGGGUGGUGACCUCCGUGAUAUUGAGAUAGGCGAUCUUUCCUCAGGAGAAGAGUCAGCGGCGGAGAAGGAAACCGACCGAGAAGGCGAUGGCAUUGGUGAUGGGGUGGAACAGACGUUCGGAGAAAAGGCUCAGGCUUUGAAAGUCUCUGAAGCUUCUAAAGCCCCGAGAUCGAAAGCCACCCGAGAGAUUACCAAUGCGGCCGUUAAAGCGCCGGCCACUGGAUCCCUGACCACUGUUCUCACCCAGGCCCUCCAAACUGAGGAUAACAGCCUUUUGGAGUCCUGCCUACAUUCUACCGAUGACGAAGCUAUAUUAGCAACCAUUCGCCGCCUAAACUCCUCUUUAGCCGUCAUCCUUCUCAAGCGCCUGGCCGAACGCAUUGCUAGGCAUCCUGGGCGUGCCAGACCGCUCGGUACUUGGGUUAAGUGGAUCGCAGUCGCACAUGGAGGGUAUUUAGUCACUUUACCGGAUCUGGUGAGCCAGAUUUCCGAACUCCACCAGAUUGUUUCAGCCCGCGCCAGCAGUAUGCCCAAACUGUUGUCUUUACAAGGAAGACUCGAGAUGCUUUCCGCCCAAAUGCAAUUCAGGUCUAGCCCGGCAGGCGCAUCAAAGCAAGACGAAGACAACAAAGUUCUCUACAUGGAGGGUACCGGGGACAGCGACAGUGAGAGCGAGUCUGAUGACGAGCCCGAGAAUGUUGGACUUGAGGGCUUCCAUAUUGAGGAUGCAAGCUUUAUUAAUGCCGAGGGGUCUACCUGCGAUGAUGAUAGUGCUAAUGGCUCCGAAACAAGCGACUCGGACGCCGAGCUCUCUGAUGCUGAAGGAUACGUUGAUUCCGGUGACGACGGCCAUGGUGACAGUGAAUUCCCCAAUGGCUAUCGCACGAGCGAUUUCCUAGAUACCGAAGCUAUUGAAUCUUCGGCCCGUGAGGAACCAGAUGAGGAAGAACCUGCAGAUCUAGACUCUGAGGUGGAUAACGGCGAGAGCCGGGAUGAUAAGGGUAGCGAUUAUGGCUCGGAAGAUGACCAAAGGAUUGUCAAGAGGAUCAGAAGGUCCAAGAAGGCAUCCCGUUAG
Molecule: messenger RNA, 1363 nt
Organism: Tuber melanosporum (Perigord truffle)
Lineage: Eukaryota; Fungi; Ascomycota; Pezizomycetes; Pezizales; Tuberaceae
Exons: 1
Coding region: 143-1363 (406 amino acids)
Biological process (GO): maturation of SSU-rRNA from tricistronic rRNA transcript (SSU-rRNA, 5.8S rRNA, LSU-rRNA)
Cellular component (GO): nucleolus
Source: RefSeq, a predicted model, not a curated record